UUCGCCGCUGACAUUAGGAUCCACAUUGCCCAAGUGAACAACCUUUUCUGGCUCUAGAGCGGAGUGCAGAUCCCCCCAAGAGCUGAGGUAUAAAACCGUAGACAGCGGGCGGAAGACGGAACACAUUUCUACAUAUCACAACAACAAAAGUCCUCCAACAUGGCCUCGCAAGACAUAGCAGUCCACCCCAAGGGGUCUACGGUCCCCUUCUUCAUCAACGGCAAGGAGGUCGUGGCUGACAAGACCUUCGACGUCGUCAACCCGGCGACGGGCAAGAUCGUCCACAAGUGCAGCAGCGCCAGCCAGGCCGACGCCCAGGCCGCCGUUGACGCCGCGGCCAAGGCGCUUCCCGCAUGGAAGGCAAUGGUGCCGACCAAGCGGCGUGAGGUCUUCCUGAAGGCCGCUGAGAUCCUGGAGAAGAGGCGUGACGAGCUGGCCACAAACAUGGUCGAGGAGGUCGGCGUGCCCAGGCAGUGGGCCGACUUCAACCUCUCCGUCGCCAAGGACCUCAUCCUCGACGUCGCCGGCAGGCUCGUCACCAUCGAGGGCUCCAUCCCCACGCCCCAGGACCCCAACACCGGCGCCCUUGUCGUGAAGGAGCCCUAUGGAGUCGUGCUGGCCAUCGCGCCCUGGAACGCCCCCUACAUCCUCGGGGCCCGCUCUGUCAUCUUCCCCAUGGCCGCCGGUAACACGGCAGUCUUCAAGGCCAGCGAGCUAAGCCCCAAGACCCACUGGGGGAUCGCCUCUGUCUUCGCCGAGGCCGGGCUUCCGGCUGGUGUGCUCAACGUGAUCGUUCACGAGCCCGCCAACGCGGCCGCCAUCACGAGCCAGCUCAUAGCGAACGAGCACAUCAAGAAGAUCAACUUCACCGGGUCCACCAUGGUGGGCCGCAUCAUCGGCAAGCUGGCCGGCGAGCAGCUCAAGCCCGUGCUGCUCGAGCUCGGCGGCAAGGCGCCCGCCAUCGUGUGGGAGGACGCGGAUCUGGGCCUGGCCGCCGACCAGUGCGCGCUGGGCGCGUUCCUGAACUCGGGCCAGAUCUGCAUGUCUACCGAGCGCAUAAUCGUGCACAAGGCCGUCACCGCCGAGUUCGAGAAGAAGCUGCUCGCCAGCAUCGACAAGUUCUUCCCCUCCAGCGGCGACGCCCCCGUGCUCAUCCGCGAGGUCGCUGUCGAGAAGAACAAGAAGCUGCUCAAGGACGCAAAGGACAAGGGCGCCACGCUCCUGAACGGCGACUAUGAGGCCCAGGAGUCCUCGUCGACACGCCUGCGGCCCAUCGUGGUCAAGGGCAUCAAGGAGGACAUGGACCUGUACAAGACCGAGUCCUUCGGCCCUACCGUGGCCCUGUACGAGGUUGACACCGAGGAGGAGGCACUUCGGAUCGCCAACGACACAGAGUAUGGCCUGUCGUCUGCUGUCUUCACCGAGGACCUCAGGAGGGGGCUGAGACUUGCCAAGGGGAUCGAGACCGGCGCCGUCCACAUCAACUCGAUGAGCGUACAUGAUGAGUCCGCCCUUCCGCAUGGUGGCGCAAAGAGUUCCGGCUACGGGAGGUUCAACUCGAUUGGUCUGGACGAGUGGGUGAGGACCAAGACGAUCACCUACAGGCACUAGGAAUCUCGC
This is a messenger RNA of Diaporthe batatas, 1620 nucleotides long. RefSeq lists its product as uncharacterized. Gene Ontology annotation, molecular function: succinate-semialdehyde dehydrogenase (NAD+) activity. The record is from RefSeq and is a predicted model, not a curated record. Lineage: Eukaryota; Fungi; Ascomycota; Sordariomycetes; Diaporthales; Diaporthaceae. The transcript has 2 exons. Bases 160 to 1611 code for a protein of 483 amino acids.